CAGCUAGCUGGCGUUCUGUGGCUUUAUCUAGAUUAGUCUGAAUCUGAAAAACACAUAUUGUGUUUAUGUCAAAGAAGCGGCACGAUGCAACCCGGAAAACGGCAGUAGACGAAGACCUGCGUCUCUGUGUCCAGUAACUUUAACGCCUUGCUCCCAUGACGUCCAUGGAGUCCGGCGGCGAUGGAGGGAAGUGGCUGGACGCCCACUACGACCCGGUGGCCGGUCUCUACACCUUCUCGUCCUGCGUGGACUUGGCCGACCUGAGCGGGGACGGAGAGAACCGGCUGGUGGUGGGGGACCUGGGCACGGGUUCGUCCGGCAUGAAGCUGAAGGUGUACCGCGGCACGGCGCUGAUGAGUGAGAACACGCUGCUGGACCUGCCCGCGGGCCUGGUGGCCUUCUUCAUGGACCUUCACGAGCCGCGCAUCCCCACCACCGCCGUGGCAUCGGGGCCGUGCAUCUACCUGUAUAAAAACCUGCGGCCGUACUUUAAGUUCACGCUUCCCAGCCUGGAGGUCAACACGCUGGAGCAGGACGUGUGGCAGCAGGCCAGGGAGGGUCAGAUCGACCCCCUGACUCUGAAGGAGAUGCUGGAGAGCAUCAGGAAGAAGGCCGACGUCCCGCUGUCCGUCCGCUCGCUCAGGUUCCUGUCCCUGGAGACCGACGGCCUGGACGAGUUUGUCCAGCUGCACAAGCAGCAGCCAAUCAGGCGGCAGACGGUCAUCACCUGCAUCGACACUCUGAAGAAGAGCACCGCAGACGAGGACGGCGUCAGCUGCCUGGUGGUCGGAACUGAGAGCAGCGACGUCUUCAUACUGGACUCGAAAGCCUUCAUCAUCCUCUCUAAGAUGUCGCUCCCUGCCCCUCCCACCAUGAUGGACGUGACGGGUCAGUUUGAUGUGGAGUUUCGCAUCACAGUGGCGUGCCGGAACGGGAACAUCUACAUCCUGCGCAGGGAGUCGGACAAACCCAAGUACUGCGUGGAGCUGCCGUCCCACCCCGUGGGGUUGGUGCGGGUCGGGAAGAACGUGCUGGUCGGCUGCACAGACGAGAGCCUGCAGGGCUUCACUCAGAAGGGGAAGAAGCUGUGGAAGAUCGUCCUCCCCGCCCCCAUCACCACCAUGGCCCCCAUGGAUCUCCCCACCAGAGGUUUCCAGGGAGUCCUGGUGGGCUUGGCUAACUGUGAGGUUCACCUGUACCGGGACAAGAACCUGCUGAGCACCAUCAAAACCCCGGAUGUGGUCACCAGCAUCUGCUUCGGCCGGUACGGGCGAGAGGACGGGACUCUCAUCAUGACAACCAAGGGAGGGGGCUUGAUGGUGAAGAUCCUGAAGAGGACGGUGGUGUUCGAUGACCGCGACAGCGCCCCCGGGCCUCCACUGGCCCAGAGCAUCCGGCUCAACGUGCCCAAGAAGACCAAGCUGUACGUGGACCAGACUCUGAGGGAGCGGGAGAGCGGCGUGGCCAUGCACCGCGCCUUCCAGAUGGACCUGAGCCGCGUGCGUCUGGCUGCCGCCAAGGCCUACGUGAAAGCGCUGGAGUCCAGCCUGACGCCGAUGUCCGCCAGCCUGUCCGAGCCUCUCAAGAUGAACGCCGUGGUCCAGGGUCUGGGUCCGUCCUUUAAACUGACGCUGCACGUCCAGAACACGGCGGCGUGCCGGCCCGUCAUGAAUCUGGCCAUCAGCUUCCUGUACGACGAGAACCUGUACCGCAUCAGGGACCCGUACAUGCGGAUCCCCCUGCUGGUGCCGGGACUCAUCUACCCGGUCGGCACCUUCGUGGACUGCACCAAUGACAAGGGCAUCACUGACAUCAUCAAGGUGUUCGUGCUGCACGAGGGGAGGAGCUCGCCAUUGCUGACCGCCCACAUCAACAUGCCGGUCAGCGAGGGACUGGCGCUCAGCUGAAACCCCCCCCCCAGAUGGAUCAGCUGAAGCCCACCAGCUCUGCUGGUUUGGGAUUUCCAUCUGUGAUCUGCAGGUCUCCUUAGACGUUCACUGACACCUCUGACACUUUAUAAACUCUGUUAACACAGACAUGUUAUUUAAAGCGGCUGUCGCAGCCUGUGAGUAAAACCCGCUCACUUCUCUUUUCCAGUUACCGACAUAAAAAAAAAUUAAAACGAUCAAACAGAGAGAACGAC
Oryzias latipes (Japanese medaka) is the source of this 2143-nucleotide messenger RNA. It is a transcript of the gene bbs1, whose product is annotated as Bardet-Biedl syndrome 1. Gene Ontology annotation, cellular component: centrosome; BBSome; axoneme. Gene Ontology annotation, molecular function: patched binding; smoothened binding. Lineage: Eukaryota; Metazoa; Chordata; Actinopteri; Beloniformes; Adrianichthyidae. Gene Ontology annotation, biological process: protein localization to cilium; non-motile cilium assembly. The record is from RefSeq and is a predicted model, not a curated record.